GUAUACAGAUUAAAUUAACCCCGUCACUCUCCCCCGUUUCCUUUGGCCCCCUGCUCCCACGUGAGAAGAAGCUGCUUCUUUCUUAGAGGAAGAGGGAGUUCACAGUAAUGGCGGAGGAUGCGCAAGAUAGCGAGAGCUCUCUGAAGGAGGCGCACGAUGUCCAGUCCCAGAUUGAGAGUGCUAUGCGCUCACGCGUCCCUUACUUCAAAGAACAAUCCGAUUCUUUGACUUUUGAGGGCGUCCGAAGAGUCUUAGAGAAAGACCUGGGCUUGGAGACAUUUGCGUUGGAUGUGCACAAAAGAUUUGUUAAGGAACAUUUGGUGGAGGUCUUAGAAGGUGCUGGUGAUGACAAUACCUCAAAGACAUCAGGGGAGAUGGAUGGAAAAAGUUUGGUUAAAGGAGAAGUAGCAGAAUCACUCAAAGGAAAGUCAAAUAAAGACGCGAAGGAAACCUGUUCAGAAGAUGAGGAGAAAAUGGAAGACUCUCCCGUAAUGGGGCUUCUGACAGGGCAUAAAGUGGCGAAAACUGGAACCGAAGAAACUAAAACUACCAACCAAAAUAAGGCUCCAACUGAGAGUGUGAUAAAGUCAGCCCUUAGAAAAAGGGGUUCUUAUAUCAAAGCUAAUUCCGAAAAGAUUACUCUGGCUGGACUUCGCCGACUUUUGGAGGAAGAUCUUAAGCUUGAGAAAUAUACUCUUGACCCCUUUAAGAAGUUUAUAAGUCAGCAACUAGACGAGGUUCUAGAAUCUUGUGAAAUUUCUGAACCUGCUACAACUGCCAAGAAAAAUGUUCUGAAAAGUGCUCAAAGAAAAGCAUCCACUAAGGUCAGAAGUGAUGAGAGUUCUGGUUCUUUAGAUAAUGAAGGUAGUGAGGAAAAAGAUGAAAUAAAACCUAGAAGCAAAAGUGCUCCAAAAGGAAAGAUGCAGAAAAGUGCUCAGAGAAAAGCAUCCACUAAGGUCAGAAGCAAUGAGAGUUCUGGUUCUUCAGAUAAUGAAAGUAGUGAGGAAGAACAUGAAGUAAAACGUAGAAGCAAAAGUGCUUCAAAAGGAAAGAUGCAGAAUACUGAUGGGCAUAAGAAAAGGAAAAGAAUGGCUAAGGAGACUAACGUCUCUGGAAAGAAGAGGAUCAAGCCUCCUCAAAAACAACCAGAGGACAAAAGUGACACAGAAGACACUGGAAAUGUCUCUGAAGAUGAUCGUUCUCGGUCAUCUGCUGAAAAACCUAUAAAGAAGAAAGAAGUUUCAACAACACCUGCAUAUGGGAAACGUGUGGAGCAUCUACGAUCAGUUAUCAAAGCAUGUGGAAUGAGCGUGGCCCCCUCAGUUUACAAGAAAGUCAAGCAGGUGCCUGAGAACAAACGUGAAGCACUUGAUAAAGAGUUAGAGGAGAUACUCUCUAGAGAAGGAUUAUCUGCACAUCCCUCUGAGAAAGAAAUCAAGGAAGUCAAAAAGAAAAAGGAAAGGGCAAAAGAGCUCGAAGGCAUUGACAUGAGUAACAUUGUAACGAGCUCACGUAGAAGGUCCACAACUAGUUUUGUGCCUCCUCCAAAGCCCAAAAUACAAGUUGAAAGUGAUUCUGAUGAUGCUGAAAGUUCAGAUGAUGACAAUGAUGAAGCUGACAACAGUGACAAGGAAGAGAAUGAGGUUGAGGACAAGGACAUUGAGGAUAAUGGUAAUAGUGAUGACAACCAUAGUGAUGAGGAUGAAGCUGAUGACAGUGAUUAAGUUUUAAACUAUUUAUGUACAAUGUAGAGUCAGAAUAGCCUUAUUCUGAUAUUUCUUAUGGGUGCGGGACAGAAUAGCAGUGAUGAAGUUGGACGAAUAACUUUCAGUUAUAUUACCGAAUAAUCUUGUUACUCUUGCCACCAUAACAGCUCUUUGCACAUCAGAAGCAGGGAUAAUAGUUCUCUCAACAAAUUGGUUUCUUCGGGUGGUUAAAGCAGACACCCAUCUUGCUGCAGUUUGCAUAAAACCUUUCUUUUGAAAUUGGAUUGAGCAACAUCCGACAAGCAUUUUUCUCAACUUUAUCUGCUUUUAGUGACAUGUAUUGCGACUUUAUUGUUCCCUUUCGAUACCAGGGUAUUUUUGUAGUGUUCAAUUUACUGUAUCUGGAAGAUUGAUAGUUAGUCACGGUUAAUGUGAAAUGCAAGCUGUUGUUAUGUACGAAGGAUUCUCCAUGAUGCAAAUUAAGAGUGAUCACUCAGGCAGAGGAUCUUUUCA
Pyrus x bretschneideri (Chinese white pear) is the source of this 2219-nucleotide messenger RNA. Its product is annotated as glutamic acid-rich protein. The record is from RefSeq and is a predicted model, not a curated record. NCBI's taxonomy places the organism in Eukaryota, Viridiplantae, Streptophyta, Magnoliopsida, Rosales, Rosaceae. Gene Ontology annotation, cellular component: nucleus.